This is a messenger RNA of Aureobasidium uvarum, 201 nucleotides long. Lineage: Eukaryota; Fungi; Ascomycota; Dothideomycetes; Dothideales; Saccotheciaceae. The record is from the annotation of a GenBank genome assembly.
AUGUUCUUCUCUUCCGCCGUCCGCCUCCUCCUUUGUUGCUUCGGCAGCAACAGCAGCAACAACAACAACAGGGGCCUGGCCACCCCCACCACCAUCAGCGGCCCGCGUAAUUUUACGCACAAGAGGUCGGGCAACCCCGACAUCCCGCUGCGUGCCUUUGUGAGCACGCGGCCACCCUACGUCCAGCCCGAGCGCCUCUAA